ACGCUUCUCUCCUCGACAGUAUCCUUCUCUGUAGUGAGACAGAGGAGCAAGCAAAUUUAGAAAGAAUGCCAUCACCGAGGGACAGGCAGAGAGAAACAAAAAGUUACCAUUGCCUGUAACAUCAAGAUGAAUUUGAAGGAGGAAACUUGUGAGGCUGACAUGAAUAUCAUGGAGAAAAAGACUGUAAAUGUUAAGGAGGAGGAAUGUGAAUGGGAGUCUGUUCACUCCAGAAAUGAGAGACUGGGAGUAAAGGAGGAGAGCAAACUGCGGUCAAUGGGCAUUAAAGAAAAGGCUGAAGAGAAGAUUGUCAGCAUUGAGACUCCCAAACAUAAAAGUAUUGAGAGUGUCAAGGAAGAAGACCUUCAUGAUGGGUGUCAUGGUGGAGUGGUGAGCGGGUUGGUCUCUUCUCAAAGCCGACACUGUUCAUCCCUGGAGUCUUCCCUUGAUGUGAAGUCUGAAUUACUACAGCCUGACCCAAACAGGACUGAGGAAAUUUCAUCAGUUAUGACACCACUAGAUCAUUCACCAUCUACAAAUAAGAAUGGAGAAAGUAACAAACUUUACUGCUGUUCUGAAUGUGGUAAAAAGUUUACACAAAGAACAAAUCUUCAGAUUCACAAAAGAAUUCACACUGGAGAGAAGCCAUUUUGCUGUUCUGAAUGUGGCAAAAAGUUUUCACAAAGAAGCAAUCUUCAGAGCCACAAAAGAAUUCAUACUGGAGAGAAACCAUAUUGCUGUUCUGAAUGUGGUAGACGGUUCUCACGAAGUAACCAACUUCAGCGCCACAAGCAAAUUCACACUGGAGAGAAGCCAUAUUGCUGUUCUGAAUGUGGCAGACGGUUCUCACGAACUAGCCAUCUUCAGUGCCACAAACACAUUCACACUGGAGAGAAGCCAUAUUGCUGUUCUGAAUGUGGCAGACGAUUCUCUGACAGAAGCCAUCUUCGGAACCACAAAUUAAUUCACACUGGAGAGAAGCCAUAUUGCUGUUUAGAAUGUGGCAAACAAUUCUCACAAGCCAACUAUCUUCAGUGCCACAAACGUAGUCACACUGGAGAGAAGCCAUAUUGCUGUUUAGAAUGUGGCAAAGUAUUCUCACGAACAAGCACUCUUCAGUGGCACAAACGAAUUCACACAAGAGAGAAGCCACAUUGUUGUUCUGAGUGUGUCAAACAAUUCCAUAGCAUCAGUGAUCUUCUGAGGCAUGCAAGAAUUCACAAUGGAGAGAAACCAUAUUGCUGUUUUGAAUGUGGCAAGCAAUUCUCUAACAGGAGUAAUCUUCUGAGCCAUGCAAGAAUUCACAAUGGAGAGAAGCCAUAUUGUUGCUUCGAAUGUGGCAAACGAUUCUUAAGAAACAGCACGCUUCAGUCCCAUAAACGUAUACACACAGGAGAGAAGCCAUAUUGUUGUUCUGAAUGUGGCAAAAACUUUUCCCAAAGUAGCACUCUUCAGAGGCACAAAAUAAUCCAUACAGGAGAGAAGCCGUAUUGUUGUUCAGAAUGUGGCAAACAAUUCUGUCACAGGAGUAAUCUUCUGAUCCAUAAAAGAAUUCACACAGGAGAGAGACCAUAUAGCUGUUCUGAAUGUGGCAAAAAAUUUUCACAAAGCGGCAUUCUUCAGCGCCACAAAAGAAGUCACAGAGGAGAGAAGUCUAAACAAAACUGACCCUGCUCUGAUAAAUGUUGUCUCAACCACCCUGCAACGUCUCCAUAAUAAAAAAUGGAUCACUAUUCUAAAUAUCAUAAGAAAAAAGGAAUAAUAUUUCAAGAAGGUUCAUUAUCACUCCUGCUAUUCUACCUAGCAUUAAACCCAUUAAGCACCCCCUUAAUGACCUCCUCCAUGGGUUUAAUGUCACCUUUUGCAAUGAACCAGAACCUCAGAUAGUCAUUCACCUUUAGUUUAUCGACUGUGUGAAACAGUUCAGCUCCCACAGUUAAUGGAGGAGCAGUUGCACUUAAUAAAAAUGUUUUCAGAUAAUGUGCGUUUAAAAGUUUGAACCUAGACAAAACAACCAAAUUCCUGAACAGUAAUGAAAGAGCAGACAUAAACCAUUAAACAUUAAACAUUAAGACUAAUACCAGCAAAACAAAUGGGAUACUUAAGAACUCUCUCAUCAUCACACAACAAAAUCCAAGCUGUUAGUCAAUUUGUGAUCCCUCUGCUAUCCUACAGUUUCAGUAUAAUCAAUUGGCCACAAAAUUAGCUCUAUAAACUGGAAACAAACCAAAAUGUGUCCGGCAUGUGUGCCAAAUCAUUUACAGAAAUUGUUGUAUUCCAUGGCGCUGUAUCCCAAAAUCAGAAGAUGGUAUUGGCCAAAUUAAAUGUGAUUACAUUUACAGAUCAGCAAUAAUUGGACUGCAAGGUUACCUAAUGAACUCCAAGCAUCCAAGUUUACAAAGAUAUACAACCAUGAUGUAAGAAACCUCACAACAACAUCCACAAUCAAACUAGUUGUGCUAGUCUGGAAAAAUAAAGAAAUGACAGGAUCUCCCUCACCUUAUGGAACAGUAUAAUACACUUAGCAGCAGAAGGAGGAAUUUUAAAAAAUGCAGAUCAACAGAAAAGUAAAAAAUAAUUGGAAUACCACAAGUAUGGUAGUCAGUAUGCUGCCCUCCUCUAACAUCCCCGUGUGGACCCAGAAUUGACCCAUGCAUGGCUCAUGAGGUGAUCGCCUAACCAUAGCUGCACAAGACAGCAUCUUGCACACAAGGUGUUUCAGGGUAUCAAUAAAAAAAAAGAAAAAUCAUAACUGAUAUAUGCCUUUUCUGCCAAAUAGAGCUAGACUAUCAUUCUGGUUGCUGGGUAUGAGGUACUAAUGGAUGAAGAAUUAAACACUGAAAGACACAGCAAAGCUUCCAAGCCCAUUCACUGGAAACUUUUCCAAAAAUACAACUUAUCUACGAAAAAGAAAAUAAAAAACAGAAUUGGGGAAUUUAACCCCAAGAGAAGUGAUAUUGGUUAUCUGUAGCAAAUAAUUUUCUAAUAUGAGGAGUAUUAAGAAACAUUCUACAGUUCACACAGUAGAGAAACUGUAUUGCUCUUCUGGAUUUGGCUAACAGUUUUUGCAAAUGGGCAAUCUUAAAAAGACACACAAGAAUUCACAAGGUGUGAGAUCACAAAGUCCUAACUAAAACACAACUACUGAAUAUGUAGUAUAUUUUAUAUAAACACAUGAUGAUUAGAAAUUCAACAUUACAAGUAAUAAUCUUAAAAUUCUGGUAGAAGCUUAAAAGUUGAGAAGGUAUAAACAGAAUCAAAAACAAAAGAUAAAAAAUGGAUUAAUCAGGAACAACACAAAAACAUUUUUUACAAUUUUAGGUGGGGGCACAGUGGAAGCAACUACACCACCAAAAAAAAGAUGAAUUGAAACAUUCUGAAAAAAACAUACAGUGCCUUCACAAAAAUAGUCAGACACCUUCACUGUUUCCAUAUUUUUGUUAUGUUAUGGCCUUAUGCUAAGAUUAUUUAAAUUAAUUGUUUCCCUCAUCAGGCAAUGUUCAAUACCCUAGUCUGAUAAAGUGAAAACAGGAUUUAAAACAUCUUAGCUAAUUUAUUAGAAAUUAAAGACUGAAGUGUAAAAACCAAAUCUUUUAAGUUAAUGCUAAUUGUUUAAUGUUUGUUUCAUUUAAUACUAGAAUCCCUGAAGCCUUCAAAAAUACCCGUAAUCCCAGGCCACCUUAAAUUCCUUCACACCUCUUCAUCAGCAUCUUUUGUUUGGCAAAUGUGUCGAUUAGCACAAGCAGCAAGCAGCCUGCUCUCCCAUUCCCUCAGAAAAUGGAGUUGAAGCGAGUCGCUAACUUCUCCCAGCUCAAGUUUUGUUUAUCUUGGUGUGAGGUGCCUGGAGUUGUAUAGGGUAAAUAAUAUAUCAUUAUUUGGAAUACAUACAUUUCAUGUGUGUUCCGUGUUUACAAAGAUCUGUGUAAGUGUAGGAUGACACAAAAUGAGAGGCAAGAAAUGCUGAACACAUACCUAAAAUAGAAAGUUUUUCCAUGUUGGGAUAGCAGGCCACAUGCUGCUUGUGCUAAUCAACACAUUUGCAAAACAAAAGAUGCUGACAGAGAGGUACGAAGGAAUUUAAGGUCACCC
Erpetoichthys calabaricus (reedfish) is the source of this 4086-nucleotide messenger RNA. RefSeq names its product gastrula zinc finger protein XlCGF57.1-like. Gene Ontology annotation, biological process: regulation of transcription by RNA polymerase II. Bases 127 to 1665 code for a protein of 512 amino acids. NCBI's taxonomy places the organism in Eukaryota, Metazoa, Chordata, Cladistia, Polypteriformes, Polypteridae. The record is from RefSeq and is a predicted model, not a curated record. Gene Ontology annotation, molecular function: DNA-binding transcription factor activity, RNA polymerase II-specific; RNA polymerase II cis-regulatory region sequence-specific DNA binding. The transcript is spliced from 3 exons.